AUGGAAAAUUAUAUAAUCGUAUUUUUUUUUUUGUUAAAAUGUUUUAUACCUAUUUUGAGUAAGACUAAAAAUAGUUUUUUCUACAAGUAUCUAAUUUGUUUGUUCUCCUUAAAAAAUAUUUUAUAUUCAACAAAAUGUGUAGUUUUGAAUAAGCAUACUAAUCUUUCUUAUAUUCUGAAUGUUCGCCCUGUUUUAAGACCAAAUUUUAUUUUAAAAAGUGUUGAAAAGCCGAGUAAUGACAACAUAACACAUUUAAAUAGAAAAAUUGAGAAAUGGGGGAAGAACAAAAACAUAGUUUUUAUUGAAAAUACAAGUAAUGAUGAUGAAAAUAAAGUAAAUUACUUAAACGGUGAAAUAAAGAAUAGCAAUGGAAUACAAGAAAUAAAAUAUUUAAGUAAUCUUCAAAAAAAUUUCAUGUAUUUAUUAGAGCGUGAUAAUAAUGUUAUAGUACAUUCUAAGACAUCUAGUGGAAAAACAACAAUUUGCUUAUUUUAUUUUGUAUUAAAACAUUAUUUCAAUAGUGAAAUUAUUUUUGAUGAAGACAUCCAAAGAGAAAAAUACUUAAACCAAUAUCAUUAUAAUGACAAUUAUAAAAAUAUAUUCGAUUUAAAUAAACAACAAAAUAAUAAAAGUAAACUUAAAUAUAUACCAUUCAGUGAAAAGUAUUCAGAAAUUUAUGAUAUCCAUGAAAAUAAAGAUUUAUUACUUGAAGAAAGUUCUAAAAAAAAUGUAUUAAAGAAGGGGGAUAAAAUACUCAUACUAUGUCCUUCAAAAGAGUUAUGUGUACAAACUUCACAAAAUAUAUUAUCCUUUACAAAUAAUAAGAAUAGCAAUAUAAUUAAGCUUUUUAUUGAUAAGUAUGAUGACUCAAAAAAAGUGAAAAAUUCCAAUGUAAGUAGUAAAAGUAAAGCGGAUCAUAAUACCGAUCAAGCAUAUGAAAAUAUUGAAGUGUGUACAAAUGACGGUAGCAAUUUAAAAAAAAAUAAAAGAAAACAAGAAGGAAUAUUGAGCAAUCAUAAUUUGAUGAACGAAAAUAUGAUGGUAGAUGAAAUGGAAAAUAUAAGAGAUGCUCUUUUUCUUAUUGGAACACCUUUGUGUUUUAAAAAUUAUAUAUUAAAUUUAGGAAAAAAUAAUUUAAAGAAUUUUUUAGAAAGCAUUAAAUAUGUCUUUUUUGAUGAAAUUGAUAGGUUGCUUCCUUCACAAAAGAAUAGAUCUUCAAACCAAAAAAAAUUUAAAAAGAUAAAAAAAAAAACAGCCUACAUGAUACUAGAAACUAUUAUGUAUAUGAAUCCAAAAAAAUUAAAUUUUAUUGGAUGUUCUAGUACCUUAAAUAGAGAAUUACACAGAAAAAUAUUUAAUCUAUUGAGUUUAAAUAAGAAUAAUCAAAAAAGAAAAAAUGUUUAUUUGUUAAGGGAAAAAAAUAAUACGCUAGAAGAGGAAAACAUUGCAGAAUUAAACACAACCAAAGAGGAAAUAACUGAUACAAUAUUAAAUGAUAUGAUGAACACAAAUAAUGAUAAUUAUUAUAUGGACAAAGAAAAGGAGGAUAUCGAAAAUGAUGAACAAAAUCAAUCAUUAAUUGGAAACAUAAAUUAUAGAACUGCAAUAGAAGAGGAAAGAGAUUCAAAUGAAGAUAACCAAGAUGAAGAAGACAUUUAUAAUAUGUUAGAAUUAAAUAAUUCAUCAAAUUUACAAAAGUAUGUAAUAAAAGUUCAACUUCCUAAAAAUAUACAUCAUUUUUAUCAUAUAAUAAAUGAUGAUUUGUUUAGUAAUAAAAUUAAGGAUGUUUAUGAAAUUGUAGAAAGUUUUAAAAUGAGGAAAAUAUUAAUUUUAAUAAAAAAUGGUUACUCAUUAAUGAAUAUGAAAAAAUAUUUAAUGGAAAAAAAUAUAUAUUCUCUUUUAUUACAUGAAAGGCUAGAAAUAUCGCAAAACGAAAAUAACCACUCUUUGAAAAAAAUGUGUGAAAAUUACGAAGAAAUAAAAAAUUUAAAAAAAAUCGAUAAUAAAAAUAAUAAUAGUGAACUAAAAUAUACAAAUAAAUUUCCUGUUAUUAUUAGCUCAUUUGAUAGUAUUCGGGGUUUUCACAUAAAUGACUUAGAUAUUGUUAUUUUAUGUAAUAAGCCAAAAAAUUUAAAUGAAUAUAUUCAUUUGUGUGGAAGAGUUGGAAGAAAAAAAAAAGUUGGAUAUUCAAUUAUAUUAGAAAAUGAUAAAAAUGUUAAUAUUAUUAAAAAUUGGCUAGUUAAUAUAAAAACUAAUUUUUAUAAGUUACACUUAAAAAAUGAUGUUACAAAUAAUAUAAAUGAUAAUGAUGGUAGUAUAAUCGAAAAAAAGAAAGACAAUAUAAAUUAUAUCACAUCAUGCAUACUAAAUGAGCUAAGGGAUGAUAGCCUAUGA
Molecule: messenger RNA, 2394 nt
Organism: Plasmodium vinckei vinckei
Lineage: Eukaryota; Apicomplexa; Aconoidasida; Haemosporida; Plasmodiidae
Product: DEAD box helicase, putative
Exons: 1
Coding region: 1-2394 (797 amino acids)
Molecular function (GO): nucleic acid binding; ATP binding
Source: RefSeq, a predicted model, not a curated record